UCUUUAUAUAAGUGUCAGUCAAGUAGAGACGCCUUUAAAAUUAUCGUUGUAAAAUUAUCUCCAAGAUUGUCCUUCGGUUCUGAUAAUAGUUCAUGGUUUUACAACUUUUUUUUUUCUUAUUUAACUCUACGAAUUUUACUCGCUUCUAAGGCUAAUGGAACUUGCAUUUUAAUUUGAAUUCUUCUCAUGUUUGAGGAAACUCAAGUUCAUGUCACAUUUAAUUUUCUUGCUAAAGGAAAAACUAGAGCUUGUCCUUGAGAAUUUUUAGAUAAUUAGCAUCCUUGUUGUUAUUACUGACAUUUGAAAAGGAAAACACAUUUAUAAACUGUUUUGCUUUUUUGUAAUAGAUUGUUAAAAGAUGAUGUGGAAUUUUGUUAUCAUAUUGGUUGCUGUGCUGGUAUAUGUGUAUUUAUCUCCGUUUUUCAAGAAACUUGAUCCUGUCAGCUAUAGUGUUUCUCUUCCUGAUAAAUUAACUGGACCACUUGAGCCCAAUGAAAUACUUGAUAGAACAGAGAAGUUAUUUGAAAAUACUCUGCACUGGCCAGAAGCCUUUGCAGUUUGGAAAGAUAAAAUCUAUACUGGUCUUGGGGAUGGAAGAAUAGUCUCCAUAUCUGGGAACAAAAUGGGUGUUGUCUGUCGUACUGGUACAGAAUGUGCUGGUCAACAUGAAGAGCACUUAUGUGGGCGACCAUUGGGUAUGCAAUUUGACAAAAAAGGUCUCUUGUAUGUUGUCGAUGGUUAUCUGGGACUACUAAGUGUUGAUGUUGAAACUGGUAAAAAGAAAGUGAUUCUACCUUCUAGUACACUUGUUAAUGACAAGCCUUUAUUCUUCCUUAAUGACCUGCAUCUUGAUGAAAAGGAAAAUGUUAUUUAUUUGACUCAAUCUAGUACAAGAUGGAAUAUAAGCAUGGUCAUUGUUAGCAUUUUGGAACAUGACACUUCAGGAAGAUUACUGAAAUUUGAUCUUAAAACUAAGCAAGUGACUGAAGUUUUGCCUGAUCUUGCAUUUCCUAAUGGAGUUGAACUUAGUCAUAAAGGUGAUUCGCUCUUGGUGGCUGAAGGAAACAAUCAUAAAAUAUUCAAGUAUUAUCUUUCAGGACCGACAAAGGGACAAAAAACAGAUCUUCCUUUAGUCUUGCCUGGAGAACCUGAUAACAUAUCUCGAAAUAAGAGAGGAAAUUAUUGGGUUGGUCUUGCAAGUUGUCGCUCGAAAGAGAACCCUACAAUUUACGACAGAGUCUCAGAGUUGCCUUUCCUAAGGCAGUGGUUUCUUCACUUACACAGGUUGUCGACAGCCCCCAUCAGAGCCCUUUUAGGUGUUAUACCUAAUAAGUGGGCCAAUGAAGUUGGAUUUGAACUCCAGAGUGGGCGCAUAGUAGCUGAUCUACCAAUGAGUCAUGGCAUCAUAGUCGAGAUUGAUGACAACGGAAAAAUAAUAAGGAGUCUGCAAUCUCCCUCAGGAAAAGUGGUUCAUAUAUCUGAAAUCUUAGAACACAACGGCUACUUGUAUCUUGGUUCCUGGCGAAAUCAUUACUUAGGCAGAUUAAAAUUGUAAAAUUCAUUUGAAGCAAAAGAAAAUCAAAUCACAAAAGAUAAUUAUUUUUUGACAUUUAUUUAAGAACAAAUUUGAACAUUUAACAAUUUUUUAUACUUUCAAGUUUAUGUGCUUGCAAAAUGAUUCAAUGAGUUUUAUUUUUAUAAUAUGAAUGUCUCUGGAAUAACGGAAAAUGCAUUGGAAAUUUUGAGGAUUUUUCUCUCCUAUUUGUAAUGAAAAAUAAACUAUUAUAUUUUUGUA
Molecule: messenger RNA, 1795 nt
Organism: Uloborus diversus
Lineage: Eukaryota; Metazoa; Arthropoda; Arachnida; Araneae; Uloboridae
Product: adipocyte plasma membrane-associated protein-like
Exons: 8
Coding region: 359-1555 (398 amino acids)
Biological process (GO): biosynthetic process
Molecular function (GO): strictosidine synthase activity
Source: RefSeq, a predicted model, not a curated record